AUGUCGUCGCCGCCGGCAGAUGAUGAAGUUGUCGCCGUCGCCGAACGCAUCCUCACCAUGUUCGGCGACAGUGAGCGACGCGCUCGCGUUGCCUACCGCAAUCGCCGAGUUGCUUUCGAUUGGCACAUGGUAAAGGCAAUCGCCAUGCUCUCUUUGGCCAGCUUCCUCUUCCAGUUGGGCCUCGUCCUGAGCAACAUUCCUCUGGCCAACACUAUCCGCAACACUGUCUGCGACAAUGGUUUCGGCGCUGGCACUUCGAAUGCCCAGCCUGCUCUUUGCAUGUCUCCCGAUGUUCAGUACCAUGCACGUACAGUCAACAUCAUCAACCUUGUCCGCGGUUUGGCUUCUGUCAUUCCCGGUGAGUUUGGCCGUCCUCUCAGAACAACUUGUUGCCACAAUCAAAUUGUUGCUGGCGUUCUGGUCCAGACACUGAUCAACUUGGGUGUCAUCGUCGCCAAACAGUCUGUCCCCGACAUCCUUACUAGUAUCGUCUUGACUUUUGGCGGCGGUGUUGGAAUCGUCGAGGCAACGGUUUUUUCCAUCAUGUACGACGUCUGGAAGCGCGAGUGGCGUGGUAUCGCCUUCCAGCUGGCGUCCUGCUCCAUCCUGCUACCCCGACCCCUGGGAUCCAUGAUUGCUCGGCUCAUGAUGCAGUCUGGAGGACUUCAGUCUCCCUUGUGGACUGGAUCUCACCUCAUUGCCCUGGCAAUGUGCUUGGUCUUCCUACUGCCCAAGAUGCGCUUCCCCCCGCAGUUUGCCCAUCCCAUGGAGCCGCCUUCUGGAAUUCCGCGAGAUGCUUAUGCCGCCACCGAGGCACCCAGGUCCAUGCGUCACCAGCUGAAGAACUCUUGGCGCAUCUCAUGCAACUACCUCAAAUUCACCAAAGGCAUGGUUGAGAUUGUUCUGGUCGGCGUUCUUGUUCGACCCAUGGUUCCCGCUUCGAUGGGAAUUCUGGGCCAGUACAUCCAAGUACGUUAUGGCAAGGACGACACCGUGUUGUCCAAGCUGGACUUUCUUCAAGCUGUGGAGAUAUCUUCUGGUUUCAUGCUAGUCAUGCCCCUUUAUUUCCUAUCCUGGCCCACCCAGAACCCACUCAAACGAGACCUGUUUCUAGCCAAAGUGCUCAUCGGUUUGAUUCCCGUCGGCAUGAUGCUUACUGGCGUGGCAUCUUCCUUUGGCGUUGCCACAGCUGGUGUCGCUCUCACGGCUGCGGGCUUGCCUGUUGUCGGACUCAUCCGAGCAAGCAUGGCAAACAUGGUCCUGCGAGAGCACAUCUGCGCACUCUUCUGUCUCAUGGCCGUCAUUGAGCAGCUGGCUAUCGUCUUCUUCAACUUUGUUCUGAAUGCAUUGUUCCAGGUGGGAUUGAGCAACAUGCACGAGGACCAAAAUUGGCUAGGCCUUCCGUUCUUCUUUGUCGGAGGCUGGUUCUUCAUGCUCUGUCGCGGUUUUCUAUCGGCUCACCCCAGAAAGCUCGACUACUUUGCUGGCUUGGGUCACACCUGGGAUGGACGAGACAUUGUUCUCCGCAACAUCGACGGACGCCCGACCUACAUCAUCGAGGGAAUCAACUCGGAGACUCUUCGCGGAACCCGCGGCGGUCUUGCCAACCCAGAGUAA
Molecule: messenger RNA, 1617 nt
Organism: Pestalotiopsis fici W106-1
Lineage: Eukaryota; Fungi; Ascomycota; Sordariomycetes; Amphisphaeriales; Sporocadaceae
Exons: 4
Coding region: 1-1617 (538 amino acids)
Biological process (GO): transmembrane transport
Cellular component (GO): membrane
Molecular function (GO): transmembrane transporter activity
Source: RefSeq, a predicted model, not a curated record